Molecule: messenger RNA, 549 nt
Organism: Mitosporidium daphniae
Lineage: Eukaryota; Fungi; Microsporidia
Exons: 1
Coding region: 1-549 (182 amino acids)
Source: RefSeq, a predicted model, not a curated record
AUGUCCUCUGCGGCGUGUCCGGCCUCUUUGAGUCCAUUUUCGAAGCAUAUGGAACACGAUGGGCCCGUUGGUGGCGAUACAGACGAAGCCCCAAUUUCCACAUUAAAGAGCCUAGUAGCAACAAUAAGCUCACUCAAACAGGAAAUAGAGCUUUCCGCUCCGUCUUCCAAGCUGGAGUCUCCCAUUGCCGAGGCUGAGUUGGCCACAUCAUUGCUACAAGGCCUAGCAAAGACAUUCUGCACCCUUCAAUCGAUUGAUCUUUGUGGAAAGGGAGAAAUGAGUAUGCCGUCCCAAGCGAAUCAUGAUACCAAACGUCCAAAGGCUGGCCCUUUUUCCUCGCUCGCCGCCGUUAAAGGCAAAGAUUCACCGAUUGAUUUGUUUCAAAAGCGAGUUGAUGUAUAUGUUUCUAAGAUAGAGAAACUAUCAUGUCCCCAGAAAGAAAAGAAAGAUUCAAAAGGCAAAUCUACCGUUGUCAAUACAAAGGCUGCCAACAGAAUCGUAAAAGAGACUCUAAAUUCAGCGCCAAAAACCAGAGCAGAACGGCCAUAA